AUGAAGAUGCAGAAGAUCCUAAUUUUCCCAUUGAUUGUUGUGCUGAUGCUGAGCAGCAUCCUCGUUGCCUCCCGUUAUGUUUCAGAGGCAGAGGGGAACAAGGACGACGUGAGCGGUGAAGCCGCAUGGUUUACGUGCAGGGUUGACGCAAAAUGUCUCUUUCUUAACUGCUUAAAGUCAGGUGCUUGCGACCGCUGUUGCAAGAGUCACGGCUGGGUCCGUGGCAAGUGCAGGGCGCUUGACUGUAAUUGCUGCAUAAAUUAA
This is a messenger RNA of Miscanthus lutarioriparius, 264 nucleotides long. The record is from the annotation of a GenBank genome assembly. Lineage: Eukaryota; Viridiplantae; Streptophyta; Magnoliopsida; Poales; Poaceae.